AUGCGCGCCGCGGCACAACGUCCACUACAUGAUGCUGAGCUGGAGGGUGAGCGGGUGCUGCACUUCCUAGAGACCCUCCCCCCCUCCGUCCUCUUUGCGGAGCUGCUGUCAGUAGGCUUUAGCGCCGCGGUGCAGCUGCUAGGGGUGGUAGGCCCCGCCGCAGAGCUGCCUGUGGUGCGGCGGCAGUUGGAGUGCCUGGUGGCAGCAGCGGGCCCUGCAAUGGCACGUGGUGUGGCUGCAGUUGGCAUUGACUGUAGCGUUGACCUGCAGCGACCAUCAGGGCAGGACGGCACUGUUGACAGCAGCUCUGCGUCAGAUGUCGACAUUGACGGCAGCGACGGCCCUCUCCAACGGCUGCCCUCCUGGGUGCCCAUUCUAUAUGGCAGUGGGCUGAGCAGCAGCAGCUUUCGGCGCCUAUUGCUGCUGCUGGGCUGCACUGAGCACGUGGUGGUGGCAGCGCAGUCUCUGCUGCUGCGCCUGGGCCACCCCUUUCCGCAACAGCCUGAGCUGGUGCAGCCACAUGGGCAGGAGCAUGCUUCCGUUGCCAGCGGAUUUGCAGUCAUCGCCACACAGGCGCUGAUUGCUGCUGCCCUGAACGAGCCGGAGCAGCAACCUGUCAACGCCAGUAUACAGCAGCAGCAGCAGUCGCAAGGGGCAUCAGGAGGAGCCGUGGCAGUUGCUGCUGCCAUCGAUCUGUGUGCAACUCAUCGCCGGGAGGUAGACGCUCUGCUGACGCAUCCGCUGGACUGGCAGGACAGCGAGUCGUCAUCGGAUGGCGAGAGCGGCAGCAGCUCCAGCACCAGCAAUAAGCAGUGGCCGGUGCCCUUCCAGCGCGAGUGGCUGCUGGAGGUGCACGGCAGUGGCAGCCGGCGGGGUGGCCCCGCAGGCGGCGAUGACAUUGCCACACGCAGCGCUGUGCUGCAGCGCAUGUAUGUCAAGGCACUGCACUCGGAAGUGCGCAUUGCCACCGCCGUUUCGUGUGAGCCCGCGGUGCCUUAG
Molecule: messenger RNA, 999 nt
Organism: Chlorella variabilis
Lineage: Eukaryota; Viridiplantae; Chlorophyta; Trebouxiophyceae; Chlorellales; Chlorellaceae
Product: expressed protein
Exons: 1
Coding region: 1-999 (332 amino acids)
Biological process (GO): positive regulation of GTPase activity
Molecular function (GO): GTPase activator activity
Source: RefSeq, a predicted model, not a curated record